AUGGCUACAUUGAUAAUUGUAGACUUGCAGUACGACUUUAUUGAUGGCUCAUUGGCUGUCGAGAAGGCUAACGAGAUAAUACCGACUAUUCAGAAACUAAUAAAACGCGGUGAUUGGAGGGCUGUAAUAGUUAGUAGAGACUGUCAUCCACCCAAGCACAUAUCAUUCGCAUCCACACACAACAAGCAGCCAUUCAGUACUAUUGCGUUGAAUGGAACCCAGCAAGAUUUAUGGCCAGACCAUUGUAUUGUUGGGAGUAGAGGGUGUUUACUGCACAGCGCAAUACAAGACACGCUUAGCAGCUCACAACUCAACAUACACUACGUAGACAAAGGAUGUGAGGUUGACAGAGAUGCUUACUCUGCGUUCCAAGCCUCAUCGCACGAUGUUAAAGGGUUGGUUGAAGCUAGCACCACGGAAUCGAUAUACGUAUGUGGCUUGGCUGGGGAUUAUUGCGUGAAAGCGACGGCGAUAUCCGCUGCGCAAUUGACACAGUAUCCAGUAACGGUGAUUGAGGAUGCGACAGCGUCAGUGGACAAGCAUUCAGGAUGGAAAAGAGAGCUGGAAAUGGGAGGAGUGAAAAUUCUCACAUCAAACCAAAUAUCAAAGGAAAUGGCAAAGGAAUCAACCAAAUAA
Messenger RNA from Wallemia ichthyophaga EXF-994, 636 nucleotides. RefSeq names its product Nicotinamidase. Bases 1 to 636 code for a protein of 211 amino acids. Lineage: Eukaryota; Fungi; Basidiomycota; Wallemiomycetes; Wallemiales; Wallemiaceae. The transcript is spliced from 4 exons. The record is from RefSeq and is a predicted model, not a curated record.